AUGGGCUCCAUCCCAAUGCCAAGCGCCAUGAGAAUCCUCGUCUGCCCUUCCGGCUUCAAGGGAAGUCUCGAGCCCGGCACGGCGGCUGACUGCAUCGAGGCCGGCAUCCUCGCCGUUGAGCCUCACGCCUCGGUCCGUAAAGUCCCGCUCGUUGACGGGGGAGAGGGCUUCACCCGCGCCAUCGUCUCGGCGACCGGAGGCACGCUCCGCCAGGUCCCCGUGACUGGGCCCGUGGGCGAGCCCAUCUCGUCCUUCUUUGGCAUCUUGGGCCGCUCCGGUGGGGAAGAAGCGGAAGAGGCCUGCACUGCUGUGCUGGAAAUGGCUGCUGCCGCCGGUCUCAGCUUAGUGCCCCCCAGCCGCCGCGACCCCGGCAGCACCACCACCUUUGGCGUUGGGGAGCUCAUUCUCGCUGCCCUAGACGCUGGGGCCACCCGUAUUCUCGUCGGAUGCGGGGACUCUGGAACCUGUGAUGGUGGUGCGGGGAUGCUCCAGGCUCUUGGCGCGACUCUACUCGAUACCAACGGGCGCUCUCUGCCAACCGCUCGAGGCGGUGAAUCCCUCCUUGCCCUCGACUCCAUCGAUCUGUCUGGGGUCGAUCCUCGCAUCUGGAAGACCAAGAUUGGCGUUGCUGUCAACUGGCACAACGUCCUCUGUGGACCUGACGGCGUAGCCAACGUCUUUGGUCCGCAGAAGGGAUCUACCCCAGAGCAGACCCAACGUCUCAGCCUCGCCAUGGAGACUCUAGCGGGCGUAGCCAGCCGCAUCCUCUGCGACAAGACUCUCCGACUAGCCCCAGGCGGUGGCGCAUCGGGAGGUCUCGGAACAGGUCUUCGCCUGGUAGGGGCGCACCUUAGACCUAGGUAUGAGAUUGUGAUGCAAUACAUCAACCUCCACAGCAUCUUUGACGAGUGCGACCUGGUCCUGACGGCCGAGGGUGGCAUCGACGACCAAACCCCACGGGGCAAGAUCCCCGCAGAGGUUGCCCGCUUGGCCAAGAAGCACGGCCUCCCCGUCAUCGCCAUCGCGGGGACGAUUGGGCCUGGCGCCAGGGUCAACUACGACAUCGGGAUCGACGCUUUUACUUGCAUCAUCCAGAGGCCCAUGACAUUGGACGACGCCGUUAGCGAGGCCGAGAAGCUGACCAAAGAGAGCGCAGAGUCCGUCAUGAGGAUUGUGGAGGUUGGAAGGAUGCUCGGAAAGACGUAUUGA
Molecule: messenger RNA, 1209 nt
Organism: Fusarium keratoplasticum
Lineage: Eukaryota; Fungi; Ascomycota; Sordariomycetes; Hypocreales; Nectriaceae
Exons: 1
Coding region: 1-1209 (402 amino acids)
Molecular function (GO): glycerate kinase activity
Source: RefSeq, a predicted model, not a curated record